Scophthalmus maximus (turbot) is the source of this 3946-nucleotide messenger RNA. It is a transcript of the gene errfi1a, whose product is annotated as ERBB receptor feedback inhibitor 1a. Gene Ontology annotation, biological process: regulation of keratinocyte differentiation; negative regulation of epidermal growth factor receptor signaling pathway. Gene Ontology annotation, cellular component: extrinsic component of cytoplasmic side of plasma membrane. Lineage: Eukaryota; Metazoa; Chordata; Actinopteri; Pleuronectiformes; Scophthalmidae. The record is from RefSeq and is a predicted model, not a curated record. The transcript has 7 exons. The coding region runs from base 654 to 1931 and encodes 425 amino acids.
GUUUUCUCUUCUUCCACCUCGGGUGGGUUUUAAAAACAGAAAGUAACUCGUGGGAUGUAGCGAACGAACGAGACAGCGUGUCACACAUCAGUCCACACAGAAGACAGCGUGGGCCCUUCCUGAACAAACCAGCCGCAGAGACCAGCCUGCACAGCACAGCAGACCAGCACAAACAACCACAUCCCAGGGCCUCUGAUAAUGUGCAGUGAGAUGUACAUGAUAAUGGAGAGGGCGACUGUUUGGAAAAUGGAGAUGAAGGGCAGCUGAAGACGACACACCACGUCCCCUGGCUGUCCCAGGAAGAGCAGCAGACUGAGACACAUUGCCAUCAGGCUGAGAAGAGCAAUGAAACUCAGGGCCCCACCCGAGGCCUUUACCAUCGGGGUCCCCCGGUGCCGCAGGAACACGACACUGACUGACCCCUGACACAGCAGCAACAGCACCCCAGCGCACGUCAUUUCCAGAGCUACAAUUGUGUCCCAGGACAACACAUCGAAGGGUCGUAUGUCAUGAUGUCAGCCGCCGGUGAGCGUGGCUCCAGUCGUGAAAAGCUCUUGUUCCUCCGUGAUUCUGGCUCCAUUCAGGCACCGCGUCCAUGGAGAGGAGCCCCUGUGUAGUGAUUCUGUCCCACGGCCGUGUGCCAACCAAACUGCAUGACUCAAGGCUUUGUGCCACACCAGAGGCAGGGGCAGCCAGCCGGGCGAUCUCAGUGUUUCCUGGCUUUGAUGCGACCCGAGUGUGCCUGGAGCAUGUCCACAGUGGGCCUGACUGCCCAGGAGAUCUCUUUUCCCAUAGAAAACCCCUUCCUGCGGGGCAGCUACUGUCACAGCAUGGCUGGAUCCAAACCCUGGAGCUACCCCCAUGAGCUGAGCAACUUCUACAUCAGUAUGGGCAGUGCACACACCGAUCACAGCUCUCAAGCCCAACACAAGGUGCCACCGCCACCAUCUCUAAGUUAUGAGAGACAAAAGCACAGUCCCCACACACAGAGAUUACCUCCAAAGAAAUGCCGGCCCUCCCAUCUCUCCCUGUCCUGCAGUGCUGAACCCUCCACCCCAAGUCCUGCUGAUGACGACCAGGUGGUCCCAAUAUUCCAGAGGCUCUCAGUGUGCAGCAGUCCACCACAGACACCGGACAGAUGCUCCAAGCCUCUGCCCCCCAUCCCUUUACAAACAGACAUCUCCCCCGAGCAGGCCAUGGACAAUGAGGUCGAAUUUUUCACGAGUUCGGAUGACAGCUGUUGUCUGGUGUCCGAUCAGUGUCGCAAAUCGUCUCCGUUUCGAUAUGGGGUCCUCAGCCGGAGGAGCUUCAGGGACUGCGGGCGGAUUAACUAUGCUUACUCCUACUACGACGGACCACAGAGCCAGCGGCAGCCCCAACAGCACCAUCACACACAUCCUCCGCAGGAAGUACGGGAACAUAAUGAGCAGCGGCGACCGGAGCCGCCUGAGCCGGUGGUCUGUCAGAGGCAGCAGGACAAGGCUCAGAGGAGGCUGCGGCGCUCUCACUCUGGCCCAGCUGGAUCCUUUAACAAGCCCUCGCUGCUGCGCCUCACUUACCACAAACGCCACACGCAGAGUAUGGAUAAACCAGAGGUGCCGCCCCCUAUCCCUCCUCGAACAGUCAAGACAGGAGACUACCGCCGCUGGUCAGCCGAGGUCUCAUCCGGGGCUUAUAGUGAUGAGGACAAACCACCCAAGGUGCCGCCAAGGGAACCUUUGUCCAGAGGCAGCUCGCGUACCCCGAGCCCCAAGAGCCUCCCAACGUACAUUAACGGGGUGAUGCCCCCUACCCAAAGCUUUGCACCAGAUCCCAAUUAUGUAAGCUAUCGAGGUUUACAGAGACAGAACAGUGAGGGCUCCCCCUGCAUCCUUCCUGUUAUGGAGAAUGGCGAGAAGGUCAGCAGCACACAUUACUAUCUCACACAUUAACGGCGGCCGUCCUUCUUGGACUCGCCACGUGUGGAGAAAUAUCCUCGGGUCAUGGACAGCCCUGCAGCUCGCAAUACAGACGUAUCAGACUGGGACCGCGACAUCAGGCGGAACGUGGAUUUAGUUUGAAUAGUGUUAGUGGAGGUAGCAGAGGACUCUACCGUACAUGAGCAAAAACCACUUGACAAAACAGUGAAACUGGAUGUUAACAACCCUCAAAUUGCUGCUUUUACUGUUUUUUGUGUUUUUAAUGAACCCCUUAUGUAUUCUGAUCACACAGGGUAUGUGCGCACUGUAUUCAGUUACUUGUAAUGUUGGAGUAGCACACAAUCCGGAUACUUUUUUCUUAAAAAUUGUAUCUCUGACUAUAGGUCGUGGGCAAAAUUCAAGACCGCAGAGCUUAUUUUUUUAUAUGAUUUUUAUUUCAUGACAUUCAAUAUUGUGCUGUUUAUUUUGGGUUUUUUUGCCGAUUUAUGUGGUACAGUCAGAAAGGUACAAGCGGGCCUUGAACCUCAUUUGCUCAGUAUUUUGUGUCUAAGAUUAAGGCUGUUUUGUGAGAUGCGCCGGGGCUUUCUGACGCUGCUUUUCGUAUCUCACAGGGGACAGAAGGUCAAUAAUGUAACCGUGGAUUGCUUAAUAUAUGAAGUCUAAACACAAGGCCAAUUAAUUUUUAACAAAGUGAAGGAUGCUUGCGCACAAAUCUUCUUACUGUUUGCUAUUAUAUAUCAACACUGAUGGUUUCCCUGCCUCGAUGAGUUUUCAGUCUUAUUCAGGCCACUAUAUCCGUGUAAAUGUGUGUUUCCCACAUGGCACUUUGUCAUGAUACAUUUUGUCCUAAGAUGGGGGUACAGUACUGGUAGCUAUGCAUGUUUCCAAUGGAAUGUCUAGAGCAGCUUCGAUGGUUCGGUUGUCUGUUGAUGAGUGCGUUUGUGUAAAUGUAUGUGCGUGGACAUGGAAAAGUGUUCUGGUGAUACUGGUGAAUAGUCAUCCCUAUUUGUUACUGAGCUUGGCUUGUUCGCAGUACCUGUUUUUUUUUGUAGCUCAGCCCUCAGAUGGCUUUCUUUCACAGAAAUUGGCCUGUUGGAACAUAAAUGAAUGUAUGCUAUUCUUACUGAAAUUCCAUCAAACAGUUGGUGGAGCUAAUGUUUUGGGUCAAGCUGUGAGACAUUGCCUGGAAGGAAUUUGCCUCAAAUACUACCUCCCUUUUGAUAUCAAUCCUAUACUUCAUAUACUCCCCAAUUUAAAUUGUGUCCUAAGGUAACAAUCUGACAUUAUAAUUUACGACACAUGAAGUCACAUCUGCGACCUGAGACCUGAAGUUUUAAUUCACCUCAGUUAACAGUGACACAAAGUCCAGUAUAACCGAAUAUCCUUUGAACAGAGAGUUCAGACGGGGCAGAUCUUAGAUCACAGAGAUGUGAGGAGGCUAACCUGUUAAUACAGAUGCAUUACAAAGACAGUGCAGGGUUUACCUCCCUGACACAGACUUUCCUGUUCUGCUCAUGCAUUCCUGCCUUACAUGAUUGCAGUGGGUGUGGUCUGAGAGACUUUGGCUGCUGGCAGCCUAGAAAAUGUAUGAACUUUUUAUUGUUGUAGAUUAUUCAAGAAGCGUCAGGAUGAUAUAGUAAAUGUAGCAUAUGUAUUGAAGUAACCCUUGCUAUCGAACACGGUGUUCAAUUUGGGAAACAUAACUGCUAAGGUCAAACGGUCAUUGAAGUAUACUUUCUCUCACCAUUGCCAACACAAUGUUGCUUUUGACUUAAGUGUUUGAAAGAGGAAAAAAAAAAGUUUACAUCAUACACUGAUACUAUUUAAUCUUAAGGUAUUCACAUGUCUUAUUAGAAAUAAUAAAACUGAAUGAAGACUUGUUUAUUCUCUGCUGUGGUGAAGACAUGCACUGGGAGAGUACAGUAUGCUGUGUACAGUAUUUAACUAUUCCAUUUGUUAAUAUGAAUAGUAGAUAUAAGUAUAUAGUCUUUAAAAAGAAAGCAAAAAAUAAAAUGACUUAUUUAUGA